AUGGCCCUAGGCGUGGCUAUUAUCGCCUUCAUCCUCUUCUGCGCAUGGCGGCUGUAUGCCGCCGUCCAGCUCAAGAAGAAGCUUCCCGAGGGCGCGAAGCCUCUUCCAGGACCCAAGGGUCUGCCUCUCAUCGGACGUGUUCAUGAUGUACCGGCGGAAGCAGCGUGGCUCAAGUUCUACGAGUGGAGCAAGGAGUAUGGCCCCAUCUACCAGCAAGAGAUGUUCGGAUCCGUCCACGUCUGGAUCUCCUCGGAGCAGGUCGCCCAUGACCUCCUGGGCCGCCGCAACGUCAUCUACUCUGACCGGCCCAUGAUCCCCAACCUCCCGGACAACCGAACGAGCGGCGAUUACCUUGCCCUCCUCGGCAGGACAGAAACAUGGAAGCGCCAGCGCAAGCUCUGCCAUCACCUCAUGAACCAGAGUGACAAGCAGGAGCUCCACGACUAUCCGACCCGCGAGCGCGAUCGUUUCCUUUGGCUCCUCUCCCAGAAGCCCGGCGAAUACCGCGAGUACAUUGAGCAGUUCACCAGCCGGACCGUCAGCCGUCUCUCCUGGGGCACCGCCCACCCGGCCCGCGUGCUGCGCAAGACGACGUUCGGCCUGCUCGAGACCAUCUCGCCCGCCGGCGCCCUGCCCAACGUCAUCUCGUUCCUCAUGCACGUCCCGGCCGCCCUGUCGCCGUGGAAGAAGAAGGAGAGGGAGCGCCACGAGCUCGAGUCGAGGCAGUUCACGAGCAACGUCGACUUCGUCAAGGACCAGAUCUCGCAGGGCACCGCGCAGCCGAGCUUCAUCGGCACCUUCAUCAACGAGGGGCUCGGCAACGAGAAGGGCAAAUGGGGCGAUCUGCAGGAGGCCCAGAACGUCGUCGGCCUCAUGGCCAUCGCCGGCGCCCUGACCAUCGGCAGCCCCAUCCAGAGCUUCCUCCUCGCCAUGCUGCACUACCCGGAGUGGCAGACCCGCCUGCAGAGUGAGAUUGACGAGGUCUGCGGCGGCAAGUGCCCGAUGUGGACGGAUCGUGAGAAGCUGCCCCUGUUGAGGGCUGUCGUCAAGGAGGUUAUCCGCUGGAGGCCCCCUGUUCCUACGGGCAUCCCCCACGCUGUCGAGAAGGAUGACGUCUACAACGGCUACUUCAUCCCUGCUGGCGCCACGAUCCAUGCUCUUGAGUGGUGA
Messenger RNA from Colletotrichum higginsianum IMI 349063, 1170 nucleotides. RefSeq names its product Cytochrome P450. The record is from RefSeq and is a predicted model, not a curated record. The transcript has 4 exons. The coding region runs from base 1 to 1170 and encodes 389 amino acids. Gene Ontology annotation, molecular function: oxidoreductase activity, acting on paired donors, with incorporation or reduction of molecular oxygen; heme binding; monooxygenase activity. NCBI's taxonomy places the organism in Eukaryota, Fungi, Ascomycota, Sordariomycetes, Glomerellales, Glomerellaceae.